This is a messenger RNA of Zootermopsis nevadensis, 1486 nucleotides long. Its product is annotated as PHD finger protein 23A. Gene Ontology annotation, cellular component: nucleus. NCBI's taxonomy places the organism in Eukaryota, Metazoa, Arthropoda, Insecta, Blattodea, Termopsidae. The record is from RefSeq and is a predicted model, not a curated record.
CUUGUUGCCAAGUGAUACUGGGGUAGAGGCUUUGAUUGUAGAUUGAAGCAUAUAGGAGUAAGCAGGGAGUUAGUGUCAAAAGUUAUGUGUGUAAUACGUUGGGAAAGAACGUUACUGAAACCCCUUCGGUUGUAGGAUUCAGCCUAGGAACUGUUUAAUUUCAGUUUUCGGAAAAUGACUGAAACUGUUUUUAAAGCGCCAAAAGCAAAAAGAUCUCCAAGUGCAGAUGAUGAUGAUGAGAUGUCGUCAACAGCAUCAAAACGUCCACGCACUGCAGAAGACUUCUACCUUUUCUGUAAAUUUAUUUUGGAAUAUGAAAAUUAUGAGCAAGAGGAAUUAUGUGACAAAGCGGGCAGUCCUCUGAGCAGCAGAAGUAGUGUUGAAGACAGUAUCAAGUCAGAGUCACCUUCUAAUAGUGCCAAUGAGGACAGGAAAGGUUUGGAAACAGCAAAGGCUGCUUCUUCACAGGAUUGGAACUGGAAUGGCAUACACUUUUCCGAAGAAGAUUCAUAUGACUUGGUAACAUGCUACUGUACCAAGCCAUUUGCCGGAAGGCCCAUGAUCGAAUGCAGCAAAUGUCUCACGUGGAUCCAUCUCUCUUGUGCCAAAAUAAAGAAAACAAACAUCCCAGAAGUGUUCAUUUGUGUCAAAUGCAAAAACAGGAAAUUCAACAGUGUCACAUCAAGUUCGUCUGUUAGACACAAGAAAAGAGUGACUGUGUGAUCAAUUUCAGAAAAUAGAAACAUCAAGGAUGAUGCGUAAACUAUUUGACCAGCAAAUUAGGCAUUUAGUGGAAUGCUGUGAAAUUUGCGCUCAGUUUAUUUCAGGCGGGGCAUGUGGGAUUUGUCAUGUUUUAUUUCUGUGACAUCCAGGUGUAUAUUUAGGAAUGAAAAGUUCUUGCAAGUAAAUACUUACGUGUUCCAUUUCCUGUGUCUGAAAAGUCUUUGGAGUUGUUCAGAGUUGAUUUUUGCGUUCAGGGGCAAGUGUAAAAAUUUGUUAUGCCUAACUCCUAGGACUUCUCCGGUGUCUUGGAAACGUAAAUAAGAAUGAAAGGUGACGAAAGACUCUCGGGCUACAAGCCGCGGCUGAAAGGUGAAUAAACCGUAUCUUCUGCCAAUGUUUCAAGAACAUCCUCUGUUCUCAUCCUCAGGGUUGCUGGGUAACCAGAUGACAACGGAGGUUUUUCUUGUAGCCCAAGAGCCUUUUAAUCAACUUCAGUCACCGAGAAAGGUGUUGCUAGUUUCAAGCUUGAAUUAGGAGGAUGAAUUUUGUUACAAAACAGAAGCAGUUUUUUUGCUGAUAUUGCCAUAUACAAGCAUAAUUUUUUAUUUAUGUUUUUUGAGAUAGGUGUCAAGACUUAAUUAUUUGUGCUGCCUAAUUGUUUGGAAGAUCGUGUUUCUUGUUACCUUCCAGUAAUUUGGUUCUAACCAUUGUUGCUCUGUUUCAUAAGAUUUUACUUUGAGAAAAUAAAAUGUUAAUUUUCUCA